Molecule: messenger RNA, 1433 nt
Organism: Cucurbita maxima (winter squash)
Lineage: Eukaryota; Viridiplantae; Streptophyta; Magnoliopsida; Cucurbitales; Cucurbitaceae
Exons: 12
Coding region: 244-1308 (354 amino acids)
Molecular function (GO): catalytic activity
Source: RefSeq, a predicted model, not a curated record
UUGUAUAAUCUUUCCCUUAGAACGAACAACGAUUCAUUAAGAUCAAACCGAAACCAGGGCGUUGUUCAUUGCCAUUUCUGCCACCUUAAUUAAUCUGCAACCAUGUUGUUUACUCGUUCAUGGCCGUUCAGUGGAAGCAGUUUGCAGAAGCUUUGAAUUGCCUUUUUUAUUUAGCAGCUCAAGUUCCCAAAAACGGUUACAGACGCAGAAGAAGAACUAAGCUGACGCAACUCUAGCUCGUGUAUGGUCGAAAUCAAGCGCCAACGCAGCGUACAUUUUAGUCGUCGAACCAUGAUUUUGAAGUGGGGGUUCCCCUCAUUGGCGCUUCACCAGCUUACGAGAACGCCAAUGUCCGCGAAAUGUGAAGGUCUUGGAAUUGUAGAUGUUUUAUCUGAUGGAAACUGUGGUGGUUUCCCUUCGUUUCUUCCUAAAGAGGUCGGUAAAAUCAAAGAUCCAUUUGCUAGAACCAUGGCUCGCAAAAUCGAGAGGCUACCGAUCACAUUAUCAGAAACUCGCCUUAUGAGCAGCUGUGUUAAACCAGUAAUAAGAAGCAAGAAGAGUCCAGUGGUUCUACUCCAUUGCUUUGACAGUUCUUGUUUGGAAUGGAGUUAUGCGUUUCCUCUUCUUGAAGAGGCUGGACUAGAAACGUGGGCUGUUGAUGUUCUUGGAUGGGGCUUUUCUGACUUGGAUAGUCUUCCUCCAUGUAAUGUGCAAACGAAGCGCUCUCAUCUGUACCAGUUUUGGAAGUCCUACAUCAAGAGGCCAAUGGUGUUAGUUGGACCAAGCCUUGGUGCAGCUGUUGCACUUGACUUUGCAGUUAAUCAUCCGGAAGCUGUGGAAAAGCUGGUUUUGAUCAAUGCUUGUGUGUAUAGCAACUGCACUGGGCAUCCUACAAAGCUGCCGAAAGUGGUAGCAUAUGCUGGGGUUUCUUUGUUGAAAAGCAUCCCGUUGCGCCUCUUAGCAAAUAAGCUAACCUUCAAUGAACUUUCACUUGCUCGAAAUUUAGAAUGGACGAAUGUUGGCCGUUUACAUUGUCUAUUGCCUUGGUGGGAAGAUGCAACUGUUAAUUUUAUGUACAGUGGAGGCUACAAUGUAAUUUCUCUGAUUAAACAGGUCAAGCACAGAGCACUCAUCAUUGCAGGCGAAGAUGACAGAAUUAUUCGCUAUAAAGAUGCAGUGAGGCUGCACUGUGAACUACCAAAUGCAAUAAUGCGAAUAAUAACAGACAGUGGUCAUCUGCCCCAUGUUGACAGUCCUGCUUCUGUUUCAAAGCUUGUUACAGAGUUUGUAUUUCAUGAUUCCUGCUAGGAAUUCACCAUCUAUAUAUAUAUAUAUAUAUAUACACAUAUAUAUACACAUAUUAUCUUAUUUUAUAAGAUUAGUCAUGAGAACUAUUGUACAUAAUCUUUAGAAAAACUACAAUUAAUUGAUUA